Messenger RNA from Thlaspi arvense, 222 nucleotides. NCBI's taxonomy places the organism in Eukaryota, Viridiplantae, Streptophyta, Magnoliopsida, Brassicales, Brassicaceae. The record is from the annotation of a GenBank genome assembly.
AUGCAGAGACUGAGUAAUGGGAGGUAUAAGAAUGUGCUGCAUAGGACGACGGUGGAUAAGGAGAAGACAAGGAUGUCGUGGCCGGUUUUCUUGGAGCCUCACCGUGAAAUGAUCGUCGGACCUUUACCGGAGCUUAUUAGCGAUGAUAAUCCUCCAAAGUUCAAGCCUUUUGCUUUCAAGGACUACAGUUACCGCAAGCUCAAUAAGCUUCCCCUGGAUUGA